Molecule: messenger RNA, 5222 nt
Organism: Daphnia pulex (common water flea)
Lineage: Eukaryota; Metazoa; Arthropoda; Branchiopoda; Diplostraca; Daphniidae
Gene: pico
Product: abnormal cell migration protein 10-like
Exons: 6
Coding region: 839-4120 (1093 amino acids)
Biological process (GO): signal transduction
Source: RefSeq, a predicted model, not a curated record
GUCCAACAGUGAAGCCGAGCCGGAUUCGGAAACGGAAGACUCUGUCGCUAAACCGGCAGCGGCUAAACCGGAACUGGCGUGGGAUGAUCCUCAAGCACUACUCAACACCUGGCUGGGAGAAUUGGACAAUUUGCAUAUGUCGGUUCAAUUCUAAGAAUGUUAGCGACGUGCGCUGCUGAUUGAAAAGACUGCAUCUGAAGUUGCCACGACAUCAUCAGACGGAGAAUCAGGAAGAAGAAGAAAAAGAAGACAAAAUCUAUUUGAUGGAUGAGCAAGUUUCCAACGGAUACUAACCAAAUCCCGUUCGAAUGGUCUCUAAUUUGGCGGGUUGGGGGAGUGCAAUAUAACGUACUGGCAAUUCAGCAACCGAAACUAGACGGGGACAAAAAAUCAAAUAACAGUUCGAUUGUUGGAAACAACCAAAUAACCGUACUGGUUGGUUUAUUGUAUGUGUGAGAAAUAUCUGCGAGUGUUGACUUUACGCCGUCGAUAGAGCCAAUGGUAUCGGACCCUUCCGCUACUGUGUCAACCCGCUGUGAUUUGUGCUAUCGCAUUCGAACCCAAACAGUCCUCUGAAGUGGGUCUACACUCUUGUGCGCGCUUGUGUGAAGUAGCCAAAUCGAGUUGGCCAAUCGUUUGUGUUUAAAAAGUCCAGGAUAAGAUCAGAGUCCCGAUCUCUUCGUAAAAACAAAAAAUCAAAGGCGGAUCUAUUCCAAGGCGAAGUCUUUGAUAGACUCUUUGAAUUCCAGUGCCACAUCUGCAGUGAUUCCCACAAUUAAUGGAAUGAUUUUGGAUGUUAUUUGAAUCGUAAAAAAACAAAACGUUUAAAAAUCUCGCGAUGGUUUUCAAAAUGGAAGCUGCUUUACUGCAGCAGCCGCAAUGGAAUAUGAACGCCAUGAUGGCUGACAACGAAGAGGUCGAUUCAGAUGAAGCCGUCUCCGAUGACGAGGGUAUUGAGGGUUUCAAUGGCUCGGAAAACGGAAGUGCCGUGACGACGGCGGGAGAAACAUCAGGGCCUCGCCCACUCUCAGUUCCGGAAAUGGAUAAGUUGCAACUGCUGCACGCAGAACCACGAAUUGACAGUUAUCGUUUUUCCAUGGCGAAUCUCGAAGAAUCCCAAGAUGGAGAACUCGAUGCCAUAUUGAAGGAACUUUGUGCUCUCGGAUCACAGUUUGAUCAAGAGCUUAAAGUGGAGGAUGCUCCUCGUCCUGCCAAUAACAAAUCAUCAGCAGGUCCGAUGGAUGCGCUGAAAAAAGCCGUAAGUAGUAACAACGAUCAAAACGAACACGUGACGAAAACGACCCAUUCAAAAUCCAAUUUUAAUGGUUGCCAAGUGAAUAAUAACAAUAAAAUGAGGCUCGAUUUAACCCCCGACGCCACAGAUUCUACCAACAGAACAGACUCAGGAAUGAGAACGGAAAGUCCGGAUAAUGAUUCAGCUUUUUCCGACAAUAUCUCGAUGCUCUCGAGUGAAAGUUCGGCUUCUUCUGGAGCCAGCGCUGCCCGAACGGACGCCUCUUCCAAAAGUUCGGCAUCGAACGCUUCGUCGACCGGUUCGUCUACGAUAGUGGCGGCAGACGAAGCGGCUCGUCUGAAGGCCGAAAAGAUCCGUUUAGCAUUAGAAAAAAUGCGGGAAGCCAACGUAAAAAAGCUAUACAUCAAAGCUUUCACAACCGACGGUAGCACCAAAUCGCUGCUGGUCGACGAGAAAAUGGCAGUGGGCAGCGUCACGCGAAUGCUCUCUGACAAGAACCACGUCCGCAUGGAGCCCAAAUGGGUCCUGGUCGAGCACCUACCCGAUUUGUACAUGGAGCGUGUCUACGAAGACCAUGAAAUGUUGGUGGAUCAGCUCAUGCUGUGGACGCGCGACUCACGAAACACGCUACUGUUCGUCGAAAGACCCGAAAAGUACAGCCUUUUUUCACGGCCCGAAGAUUACCUGCUGUCGUUCAAUUCGUCUUCAGAAAGGGACCGCCAUCUCGACGACGACGGCCGAUUGGCUCUACUCGAAGAAUUCUUUUCGGGGACGGGCGGUAAUGGCGUCGGCGUACCUGAAAUCGAAGGUCCACUUUACCUAAAAGCCGAGGGUAAAAAGGCGUGGAAGCGAUUCUAUUUUGUCCUGCGCGCCUCGGGCAUCUAUUAUUCACCAAAGGGCAAGUCUUCGUCGAAAUCCUCCAAAGACCUGGUUUGCUUAGCCACUUUCGACGUCAAUCAAGUCUACACAUCCGUUUCGUGGCGCAAGAAAUUCAAGGCCCCCACCGAAUUCGGUUUCGCCAUCAAACAUCCAAAGCUGCAGUCGAGAUCAUCCAAGUUCAUCAAAUACUUGUGCGCCGAAGACGAGCGGACCAUGGCCAGAUGGGUUAUGGGCAUCCGUAUCGCCAAACAUGGCCGGGCCUUGAUGGACAACUAUCGCGCAUUGGUCGAAGAGUUGGCUCAGGAAGAUUUGGAUCAGUUGGCCAACGCUCGAAGUUUUUCUUUGGCUUCCAUGACGCUGGGCGGCGCCACCCCGACAACAGCUCCCGUUUCCGAGUCGAUAACCGACGAGAACGAAACGCCCGUCAACACGCUAGAACGGGGCGGUGUACUGGGAUUUCAUACCUCCCGCCCGCUCUCCAGACAGGACAGUCUGAAGAGUCGAGCGUCCAAUUCUUCUUCCAGCGGAUGCUUAUCGGAGCGCUCGAGCAACGGCACAGCUACGCCAACCUUUGAAAACGCUUUCGAUUCCGACUUCCCCAUGGGCACCAUCAAGCGGAAGCCAUCCAUGACACCCAAACUUCCCCUGACGUCCACUACAAGGUUGUUGGUCAAGGAACUGGAAGACACUGUCGACGGCCAAGCGGCCAUGGAGGCUCGGAACACGCUGCGGCAAAGUUUCAGAAAAUCCCUCAACGAGGAGGUGAAUACAAUCCGGCGUAAAACCAGCGCCGCUUCCAACAGUCAAGCUGUUGCGGCGGCGAGCUGUGUUGUCCUCGAGUCUUCGCGGCCCAUCAUCCACGAGUUGAACGAUUCGCAAGAUGUGGAUUCGUUACCUCUACCGCCGCCGCCUACGUUCAGUUCUCCGGAUGACGGCAUCAGUUGCGAUUCGGAUUUACUCCCUCCCCCUCCGCCGGAAGCUUUUGACCAAGUCGAUUGCGGGUCUUCCUUUCCGCUGCCUCCGGCCGAACUGCUGGAUUCGUCUUACCUUCCGUAUCAGCACUCCAUGUCUCCACGUAUCUUGCGAUCCAAGCCACCUAGUCCUACCCCUCCUCCGCCGCCGAUCGUGCCUGGAACAUUGAAACCUUGCUUGAAAUCGAGUUCGUGCGCUCCGACGGUACCGCCCAAACCGGCCAUCAUUUCUUCCAUUUCGAAGCGAGAGUCUGCCGGCUGCCAAGCCAUCUACGCGAACUCUGCCAAAUCCGUUAUGCCAACGCCUCCGCCGCCUCCGCCAACGCAGAGUCCCAGCAAAAAGAACCGAAGGAUCACGUUUGACGAACGAGUCGCCUGCAGUCCCUCUCCGCCGCUGACGGAUUCGCCGCCGAAACCCCCCAAACCGCCCGUUAUGCCCAAACGAGUGGAUCCUUUGCGCUCGUCGAUGAAGCAGCAACCUAUUCCACAAAAGCUAACGGCGCCUGGAUGCACUGUGACUCCGCCGCGUGAAUUUCUCAAGGACCUCCAACGGGUGAUGCAGAAAAAAUGGCAGGUAGCCCAGAAAUGCAAGGAUGACACCGAAGUGACGCCGCAUUCGGUACUGGGAUUUAGAGAUCAGCCGCCGCCCAUCGCCCCCGUCCCGGCCGCUUAUAAAGAAAACAGCGUCCGAGCGUGGGUGGCCGAGCACUACGGGUCGGGCUCUGAUGUUAUUUCCUCCGACAACUCGAUGGGCUUUUACGAGAACGUGUUUGUGCCGUCUUCAUCGGCUGCAACUAUUUCUGCUCUGCCCGGAGAGGAAUACCAGAAUUGCGUCGAACUCCGAGACAGAGAGUACACGCACCCCUACCUGCCUGUCCAUCCGAACCACACGCAUUCGCCGCGAAUGAGUUCGGCGUCGACCGCAACGACCGUGUCGGCUGCCAGCGCCAAGCGUCUCCCUCCUCCUCCACCCAAACGAAGCGAAACGACUCACUUAUCAACUCGAAUUCAUUGAUUGAUCAAGCGUUCCAGUUAGAAAAACUAAAACUAACCGAUUAACAAAUAAUAUCUUUUUAUGUGUACAUAGAACGAGACAUCGUGUAGGUCAGCAGGAUUGUUUUCUCUCCAAAAAAGGAAGGAGUGCCUUGCGUUUUACUUUUUUAACUUCGGGAUUUUGCAGAAGUUUUCCAGAAAAAAAUGUUUUGGAGGUUAUCUGGUCAGCGCUAUGCAAGCUACUCCUCCUGUUGCAGCUCUUAUCGAAUUUGCAUAAGAAAAGGGCAGCACCUGUUGGCGAAUAUCGAAACUUUCACCAAUAUCUUACACGUCUGUCUUACACAUCUGGACUCUUAAUGGGAUUCACUAAACAUUGAUUUUGAAUGUCCUGAUGCUAAGCGUAUUAGCGCGAAGGAAUUUUUUUUUUAACCUACCAGCAAAGUCUGUUAUGUUGUGAAGAUUAAGAUAGCAUCGCCAAGUGCCAAAUUUAAAUCCGCGCUUUUUGUUGACACUCCACUCCACAAUUUUUGAUUUUUGUUCUUUUUUUUUUUUUGGCAGUUUCUUAGUUAUUUUUGGUUUUUGUGAUUAUUGAAUUUGUCUUAACUGUCCUCCCGAUAUUGAUCCCUUAUCACAUUUGAUCUACUAAACCGUGGCGCUGCAGGUCAUAAUUUUAAUUUGCCCUCCUCCAUCCUAUUAUCUUUGUUGUUUCAUAGAGUUUAGGGAUUUGUCGUUUUCUUCAUCGCUUGGUCGAAAUCCACGGUGAGUAUUUGAUUCAUGGGAAGCCGGCUUAUUCAUUCACUUUGGAGCUGUACUAUAUAUUAUUAUUUGCACUGUAAAUCAAUUGAGUGCUCACGUCAAGUAAACUAGCUCUCAAUGGCUGAUUUUUGUAUCGGGGAAAAAAAUAUUAAAAUGGGGAUCAAAGAAUCGUUUCAAGGUUUCGAUAUUUGUGUUAUGUAUCAUACAUAAUAUAUAACUUGUAUUACCGUCUUUCCUUCUUAUAUACAGUUUUCUCUUUUUCUGUUUAAAAGUCGACCUCAUGCGCUGCUGGUAUAUAAUGCUAAUUUCAGAUGUGUUAAUAAAAAAUCAAAUACAUGUUUCGCGAUGCAGCGGAAAGAUUCCACGAA